This is a messenger RNA of Adineta steineri, 951 nucleotides long. The record is from the annotation of a GenBank genome assembly. NCBI's taxonomy places the organism in Eukaryota, Metazoa, Rotifera, Eurotatoria, Adinetida, Adinetidae.
AUGACUAAUACAACGACAACAGCUACACAACUGAUCGAAUCUCUGUUUGCUGCUUAUUAUCCAUUAUCGUUGAUUAUUGUUGGCACUUCUUUGAAUCUAUUCACAUUAAUCAUUCUUUGUCGACCCACAUUCAGAAAUACAAAAAAACAACCGAUCAUUUAUUAUAUGCGUACAAUAGCUAUUUUUGAUAUUCUCAUGUUAUAUGGAUGGAAUUUAGACCAUUAUCUUUCUAUUAUACAUGGAUUUACACUUAUAACAUAUUCAAUACCAACAUGUAAAAUUUUUGGUUUCUUGAAUUAUUUUGCUGCACAAUCAUCAGCUUGGCUUCGUGUUUUCAUUUGUUUUGAUCGUUAUUUAAUAACAAGUCGUUUACAUCGUACGUGGUUUAGUCGUCAAAAAAGUGUUCUCAUUAUUAUUACUUGUAUUAUUACAAUUACUACUUUACUUAAUUGUCAUUUUUUAAUAUUUACUUGCUAUUAUUCUUCGGAUGGUACAAUCAAUCCUAAUGCUAAAUUAUAUGAAAUAUAUCCACUAUGGGAUUAUGUCAAUUUAGGUGUAUACAACUGUGCACCAUUCAUAUUGAUGGUCACAUUCAAUAGUGGUGUUAUCUAUCAUUUGAUACAUCGUCGUUUAGUGCAAUUAAUUCAAAAUUCAACUAUUCAAUAUCGAGCCAUAUCCAUUACAUUAAUAAUUACAACAUUUCUCUUUUUAAUUAUGACAACACCAGCAACAAUAGACGCUGCAUUUUUUGCUACUACACCAACUGGUAUUCUAGAAAAAAUACUCGAUUCAGCUCUCUAUACAUAUCAUAUAACAUCAUUUCUACUUUAUUUUAUUACAUUCAAAGACUUUCGACGAGAAUGUAUCAUGUUGAUGACUUGCAAGAUCAAUAACUCUCGGAAAAUUGCACCAAUUCAAACUACUAGUAUUCCAACGAAGACACCAAAUUAA